AUGGCAGCAGUGAAAUUUGAGCAGGAGAGAAAACUGAAGCGCCGCAUGAGCAAGAUGAAAAUGAAGCAAAGACGAUCCGAGGAAAAACGUGAGAAGGUGGAGGCGAAAACAGAAGCAAAGAAAGAGAAGGUCGAAGCGAAAGACAAACCAGUUUCUUUUUCGAAGUUUGACUUUCUGAUUAAGGCAGAUGGCAAGAAGAAGAGGCUUUCUACGUCGGAGAAGAAGCAAAAGUUCACGGGGAAGGACUAUAAGUCACUCAUAAAUAAGGUUGAGAAGCGGGAAGAGAAGCUAGAAAAGCUACGUGAAAAAGAGCCGGAGCGCGCUGUUGAGGUCGAAGAGGAUAUCAAAUGGAAUCGAGCUGUAAAGAAAGCGCAAGGAGUCAAAGUCAAAGACAACAUAGACUUACUGAAGAAAGGCCUGAAGCGUAAAGAAAAAAUGAAAGAAAAGAGGAAGGAACAGUGGUCAAAUAGAGAAAAGAACGUGGAAAGGGAGAAAGCAAAGAAACAAGAGAAACGUAGAGAGAACCUGCAAAAGCGAAUAGACGAUAAGAAGAAGAAUAAAUUGAAAGUGAUGAGAAAGAAAGGACGUAUUUUGUAG
Cylicostephanus goldi is the source of this 597-nucleotide messenger RNA. Lineage: Eukaryota; Metazoa; Nematoda; Chromadorea; Rhabditida; Strongylidae. The record is from the annotation of a GenBank genome assembly.